Molecule: messenger RNA, 2180 nt
Organism: Xiphophorus maculatus (southern platyfish)
Lineage: Eukaryota; Metazoa; Chordata; Actinopteri; Cyprinodontiformes; Poeciliidae
Gene: mlc1
Product: megalencephalic leukoencephalopathy with subcortical cysts 1
Exons: 12
Coding region: 290-1501 (403 amino acids)
Biological process (GO): regulation of response to osmotic stress
Cellular component (GO): endoplasmic reticulum; plasma membrane; cytoplasmic vesicle
Source: RefSeq, a predicted model, not a curated record
AGUAGGCUGGCAACACAACAGCCAUGUGUUUUAGCUCCGCGCUUUGAAGGGCACCAAAAACUUUUUAGAACUGGUUCUGAGAAGCAUUGUAGUGACAGAGGAAAAAAAGAAAGAGAGAGAGAGAACAGAGAAACAGGGAGUGAACUUAAAGAAGGAGUAAAUGUGUGUGGGAGGAAGAUGAGGCAGGAAAGGCCACAGAGAUAAAUAAGCCGCGUUUUAUGUGAUGUUUUGAUAGGAGAUACUUCUGCUGGACGAAUUCACAACAGUUGGUCCACAGUUCUUUCAAAAGAUGCAGCGUGAAGACCUGUCUGGUAGAGAAGAGUUCACCUACAGCCGCACGUCCACACUGGAGAGGAGCAAUGGGACAUUGGGGCGGAGGGGCGACAGGAGUCUGGAGAGAAGGCCAGACCGGGGGGAGAGGGAGAGGCCAGAGCGUGACAGCUAUACAGUGGACGUGAGGGCCAGUGACCUGCAGCUGGCCCAGCCGGAGCCUCUAAAGCAUCCCUGCUUCAGCUACAGGGCCUGGCUCUACAGUGUCCUCAUAGGGGGGAGUCUGCUCAUCACAUCUGGUUUCUCCCUGUACCUGGGAAAUGUCUUUCCUGUUGCCAUGGACUACUUGCGCUGUGCUGCAGGCUCAGGUAUCCCUGCAGCAAUAGCAAGCUUUGCUAUUGCCAAGAAACGACGUGUUGCAGUGUCAGACUUCCAGGUCGUCUACGUGUCGACAUUUGCCGUGACGACAACCUGUCUUGUCUGGUUUGGCUGUAAACUGGUCUUGAAUCCUUCUGCUGUCAAUAUAAACUUUAACCUGAUCUUGAUGAUUGUGCUGGAGGUGUUGAUGGCCACCACUGUCAUACUGUCGGCCCGCUCUGCAGACGACUGCUGCUGCCACAGAAAGUCCUAUGACAGACCUGUGGUAGUAAAACCUGCGGUGUUCCCUACUCGACUCCUUAAAGCAUAUUCUGUUAUUGAAGUCAUUGUGGGAAUCUCUGCCGUGUUCGGAGGGAUUAUCGCCCUCAACAUGGACGCUCUGCUUCCUGGUCCAUACUUGUCUGUCACAUUUUUCUGGAUCCUUGUAGCUUGUUUUCCAAGUGCAAUUGCCAGUCAUGUUGUGUCAGAAUAUCCCAACAAAUGUCUGGUGGAGGUGCUGAUUGCCAUCAGCAGCGUGACGUCUCCCCUCCUCUUUUCAGCCUCGGGUUUUCUUUCUAGCAGUGUGAUCAGUUUUAUUGAUAUUUUUCUGCACGACGUGCCUACAGCCAAGCAAUCCUAUGACAUCCUGCUGUUGAUUCUGAUGGUGCUGCUGCUGGUGCAGGCAGUACUUACUUCAGCCACUGUGGUGCACUGUGCAACAUACAAGAGUCUGCUCCGCAUGGGGGCUCCAGAGUGUGAGGACAGCUUACAGACUGCAACUCAUUACCAUGAGCAGCAAACCCCCAAUGGGACGCUGCAGGAUUACGACAAAGACAGAGCCUGGAAGGCAGUUUUGGUCCAAAUGGCCCAGUGAGAAAUCUUGUCUUGUCUACAGAGGUUUGCCUUGCAGAAGGAAAAAUCAGAGAAGGGAACGAUGAAGAAAACCCCAUAAGGAUGAGAAAAACAAAAGAAAUGACCCAGGAAAGUGGAGCUGAAAAUAAAGAACGAAAGACUAAUAAGAAAGUUUUUAAGAGCUUUGUUGUUGCUUUUCUUCUUUUUCAUUUGCAUAAAAAUGUUGUGGCCAUUUUUUCUGUUUUAGGGAUAUUUUUUUGUACCAUUAAUUAAUUGUAACUAUUUUUAGAGAGUAUUUUAUCAGAAAACCUAAUUUUAAAAAUCUUUAUUGUUAAGAAUGUAUAAUAAUCACCUGAGGUAAAUGGUUCUGUGGCUUGAUUCCACAUAUAGCUCAUCAUUAGACGUUUGAAAUUACACUUUGAUGCAUACAAAAAAAAUUUUUUUUCCUCAGUUGAAAGAAUGAUUUCAAAAGUUCUUCUGUAAUGUGAUAUAUAUAUUUAUAAUGAUGUUUACUGAUUUCCGUAUUUAGAAUAAUGACUCAUAGUAUAUCUUAGCAGAUUUUGUUCUUCUUUGUCCUUGUGGUUUGAGAUGUUGCAACGUUUUUAUUACAAAGUAGCUGAUCUGUUAUUGCAGACACAAAGAUGUGAUGCAAAGAGAAAGGGCUGAAAUGUUUUUUUCAAAUAAAACUUGUUUGGAAAUUA